UCACCCUGCUAGCGGCCUAGCAAAUCUCUGUACAUCCUCUCCGUGCUGCGAAAUUACGUCAUGUCUUACCGGGAGCUUCGCAAUUUCACAGAGAUGAUGCGGGUUCUGGGGUACCCUCGCCUCAUCUCUAUGGAGAGUUUCAGAACCCCAAAUUUCCCUUUGGUGUCAGAGGUGCUGAUCUGGCUGGUGAAAUGGUAUGAACCUCAGUCAGAUAUCCCUACAGAUGUGGAUACCGAGCAAGACAGAGUGUUCUUUAUUAAGGCUGUGGCACAGUUUAUGGCCACCAAAGCACACAUAAAGCUAAACACCAAAAAGCUGUAUCAGUCAGAUGGAAAUGCUGUGCAGGAGCUUCUGAAGAUAACCACUGUGUUAUGUAACGCUAUGAAAACCAAAGGCAUAGACAGCAACCAGCUAGAGGCAGAGGAAACCUCAAGCUUUAAGUUUGAUUUAGGAGCAAAAAUUGCAGAUUUGAAGAUGGCCAGACAACUUGCGUCUGAAAUUACUUCUAAAGGAGCUACACUAUGUGAUCUCCUGGGUAAGGAGGCUGAUCUGAGGGAAAAGAGAACAGCUGCCAUUGCUCGUCCACUGGAAAUAAAUGAGACAGAGAAGGUUCUAAGGGCGUCCAUCAAAGACGUCCAGGAACAAGUCCAAAAGAUGAAGGAUCUUCUAAGCAAUGUGGCAUCUGACGAGGCAAACCUUGAGUCCAAGAUUGAAAAACGCAAACAGGAGCUGGAAAGGAACUGAAAACGACUGCAAACUUUACAGAGUGUCAGACCUGCAUUUAUGGAUGAGUAUGAGAAGACCGAAGAGGAGCUGACAAAGCAAUAUGAAGUUUAUGUGGAAAAGUAUCGCAAUCUCUGCUUCCUGGAGCAGCAACUUGAGGAUCACCACCGGAUUGAGCAGGAGCGUUUUGAGGAAGCAGAGAAUGUCCUGCGUCUAAUGCAAAGCAAGCUGAAGGAGGAGGAGAACCGAAUACAGAAAUCUGCAAAUAGUAAUGAAGACUCAGACAGUGAAAUCCAGGAGGAUGAAGGCUCAGAUGACAUAGAGGACGAUGACAUGCGACUGGGGAAAACUCGAAUUGGUCGUGGUGUCCCAAUUCAAGGACGAGGAGGGUUUGUUAUGGGUACGAUGCGUGGAGGAGAAAGCGAAGAUGAGGACGAAUCAGAUGAGAGUGAGAUUGAUGUGGAUGAUGAUGAUGAAGACGAUGACGAUGAAGAGGACAUCCUGAGAGAAAGAAGACACAAUACAGAAAUGUCUCUGGGAAAAGCUGCUCGUCGGAUGAGGAGAACAGAGCACCUUGUGGAAUCUGAUACAGAUUUCUAGAGGCACUUUCCAUACUGUUGGGGUCUCACCCCUUUAAUUAUCCCUGUUCCUUUUUUCUAUAUCUGAUUUCUUGUUCUCCAGUAUACGUGAACUCUGUUUUCUAAAUGUAAAUACAAUAUGUUUUUCUGAAGUUCAAACACAGAUUAUUCAGACAUUACAAACCUUAAAUAAACGUUUAUUUUUCAUGUAAAAAAAAAC
This is a messenger RNA of Bombina bombina (fire-bellied toad), 1521 nucleotides long. Its product is annotated as clusterin-associated protein 1-like. Gene Ontology annotation, cellular component: intraciliary transport particle B; cilium; centrosome. The transcript has a single exon. Gene Ontology annotation, biological process: cilium assembly. The coding region runs from base 61 to 744 and encodes 227 amino acids. NCBI's taxonomy places the organism in Eukaryota, Metazoa, Chordata, Amphibia, Anura, Bombinatoridae. The record is from RefSeq and is a predicted model, not a curated record.